Messenger RNA from Alternaria viburni, 657 nucleotides. RefSeq lists its product as uncharacterized. The record is from RefSeq and is a predicted model, not a curated record. The transcript has 2 exons. Bases 1 to 657 code for a protein of 218 amino acids. Lineage: Eukaryota; Fungi; Ascomycota; Dothideomycetes; Pleosporales; Pleosporaceae.
AUGUCGGGCGAACGCAGCCGCCGGGAUGCGAUGAGGAUGGCCCUCAUGCCUCACUCUGAGACCAUAGAGGACUUUAAUGAGAAUUACCGAAGACGAAAGUUCAACAUGGAACAACUGGCUGAAGCCUAUGCUUGUUAUGACCUCCUCGAUGAAAAGGAGCUGGCGUGUAUUGCCAGGCAGGAAAUCGUGGUCCAGAACAUGGAGGCCCACAUGAGGAAGUGCGCCGCGUACUUCCCUGGCUAUGCACCCUUUGCCAACCUCGGUGAAGGAACAGCGCAGCAGGUGGGAGACUUGCUUGGUCCGGCCGACGGAGGCAACCCCCAGCUCGUGCAGGAGAAGGAGAAAGAGAAGCCGGUCCUGGGAGGUAACUCUCAGCCCGCACCGAAGAAGCCGAUUCUGGGAGGUAACUCUCAGAUAGUGGAGGAGGGGAAGACACUCGGAGGUAGCUCUGAACCUGUCAAAGAGAAAGAUCUACUCGCAGGCAACUGUGAGCUGGAAGUGGAGGAGGUGCGGAAUCAAGGGGUCAACCGUGCGCCCAGUGAGAGGACGAAGCGAUGGAUUCAAGGCAUCGUAGCCCUGAGGAAACAAAAGUACCUCAGGCGGCAGCAUAAAGAGCAAAUGCGCAUUGCCGCUCUGGCUCGAGAGCUGAACAACUGA